Mus caroli (Ryukyu mouse) is the source of this 3352-nucleotide messenger RNA. RefSeq names its product MTOR associated protein MLST8 (gene Mlst8). NCBI's taxonomy places the organism in Eukaryota, Metazoa, Chordata, Mammalia, Rodentia, Muridae. Gene Ontology annotation, biological process: regulation of actin cytoskeleton organization; TOR signaling. Gene Ontology annotation, cellular component: TORC2 complex; TORC1 complex. Gene Ontology annotation, molecular function: protein binding. The record is from RefSeq and is a predicted model, not a curated record.
CGACUCGCUCCUUCUCGCCUCGCCGUCCUGGACUAAGGCAGAGUGCAGAGCGUGUGUUAAGCCAUCAAACAAUGAAUACCACCCCAGGCACAGUGGGCAGUGACCCUGUCAUCUUAGCAACUGCAGGCUAUGACCACACGGUGCGCUUUUGGCAGGCUCACAGUGGAAUCUGCACUCGAACAGUGCAGCAUCAGGACUCUCAGGUGAAUGCAUUGGAGAUUACUCCGGACCGAAGCAUGAUUGCUGCUGCAGGUUACCAACAUAUCCGCAUGUAUGAUCUCAACUCCAAUAACCCCAACCCCAUCAUCAGUUAUGACGGAGUCAGUAAGAACAUUGCAUCAGUGGGCUUUCACGAGGAUGGUCGCUGGAUGUAUACAGGUGGCGAGGACUGCACAGCUCGCAUCUGGGACCUCAGGUCCCGGAACCUACAGUGUCAGCGUAUCUUCCAGGUGAAUGCACCCAUUAAUUGUGUGUGUCUGCAUCCCAACCAGGCAGAACUCAUUGUGGGUGAUCAGAGCGGUGCUAUCCACAUUUGGGACCUGAAGACAGACCACAAUGAGCAGCUGAUUCCCGAGCCUGAGUAUUCCAUCACGUCUGCUCACAUCGACCCAGAUGCGAGCUACAUGGCAGCCGUCAAUAGUGCUGGAAACUGCUAUGUCUGGAACCUGACAGGGGGCAUUGGUGACGAUGUGACUCAGCUCAUCCCUAAGACCAAGAUCCCAGCCCAUACACGCUAUGCCCUGCAGUGCCGCUUCAGCCCUGACUCCACGCUUCUUGCCACCUGUUCAGCUGACCAGACAUGUAAAAUCUGGAGGACAUCCAACUUCUCCCUGAUGACGGAGCUUAGCAUCAAGAGUGGUAACCCUGGAGAGUCAUCCCGUGGCUGGAUGUGGGGCUGUGCCUUCUCAGGGGACUCCCAGUACAUUGUCACAGCUUCCUCUGACAACCUGGCCCGGCUCUGGUGUGUAGAGACUGGAGAAAUCAAGAGAGAGUAUGGUGGCCAUCAGAAAGCUGUCGUCUGUUUGGCCUUCAAUGACAGUGUGCUGGGUUAGCCUUGGCCCUUGAGGCUGCAUUGGGCAAUCAGGACUGCCUGGUAUAGUGACUCUAACAGGAUGUAUCUGAACAAUACCCGGGUGCAAGUGAGACUCUCAGGUUAGCAUGUCGGGCCAGUUGGAUCUGACCGGACUAUGCCGGCCCCUCCUGGCCAACCUAGACUUUUUGGCUACUCUACCCUGGGACUCUUUCCAUGCCCAGUUUGUUGUCAGAAAGCUCACUCACUAAGCCAGACUGGACUGGGAGUCUUUUCUCCUUUAGGGAGACCUGGAGGGCUUGGAGCUAUUGAAGAGGUCAGAGGUUAAUGCCUGUAUUCCAGGGAUGCUACCCCGACUUGCUUCAGAAAUUACCAUUAUGGCCAGGCAAUCUGGGUUUAUUAAUCCCUACUGUCAGCUGCCUUCCAUAGGUACUGGUGACCUGGCCAGCUUACUGACCUGUAGGGACAGGACUGGCUUAUGGGACCAAAGGCCAGGAGGGCUUGGGUAGGGGUCUUAGUCUGGGAGGUAAUAAAAGCAGACAGACACACAGAUGUUGCUCGGAAAGCAGAUGUCAAUGCAGAGGUAGAUCAGCCGCUGUCUCCGGGGCCCUGGGGAGAAGGGAACUUAGUGAAUCCCAAGGGCCCCCUACCCAGUACUGUCCUGCAGGAGCCAUAGACCUUUUCACCCAACCUAUCCCAACUUACCCUCUGCCCAUUGGGCCCAGUAGAUGGGAGUGUCUGCACAAAGGUGUUGCACUGAAACUCCCACUUGGGUAGGGUCCACAGUAUGGCCCCCCAAAACUGCCAGCAGUUCCUGGGCAUAGUGGGUAUCCCGGCCAGGUACAUGUGACUCUUGGGCCUGCAGAAAGACUCUGGUGGGCCACUGUAUAGUACUUCCUUGCUCCUGGCUGGGAAGGGCAUUGGUGCCCACCCCAGCCUGAUGGCCCCUCCACCUGCCCUUGUCAACAGCCUUAGUCAGGGGAAAAUAGAGCUUUCUGUUCCCCUGAAACCAGAGCCUUGGCUGGCCCAGCUGGGCUGCACAGAGGACCUUUUGUUUAUCUCCUGGCCUUGGGGGUUUGUGGGUGGCAAGCCAAGUAGUGCUGCUUACCCUGGAAGUGUUCAGCAGCAGCUGCAGGGUCUCCCGAUCUUGGGCUUCCAUCAGACGGAGGAAGCAGGCCUGGUGCUCUGCAGGGCUGUAACAGAUGUAGCCCUGGGGGAGGGGGGGCAGAUAGGUAAGUCGAGGCCACCCCUGACACCUCUACUCUUUCUCCCUCCCAAGCCCACUCACGUUCUUCCCGUCAAACAGCACGGCCCAGCUGUGGUUGCUCUGAAACGGAGUCACCACGAUGGUUGCCAUGUUCUGGGCCACAUCCACUAGAGUGGUUUGGUUGGGCCAGGGUACCCUGGAGCUCGGGAAGGUCUUUCGGAGCAUCUGCAGCAAUGGCUAGGGGAUAUUUGGGAUUCAGCCUUAACCAAUGUUUCCAUAUCCUUCUGGUUCUCUUACUAUCUGUUCAAGGCUGGUAUUUAGACCUGGCCCCAUGCGAUAACUGACAGGUACUGGCCUUCCUGCCCUCUUCCCACUCUGCAUACCCCGCAGCUUGAAGAGGUGCUUACCUUGGGAGAGCUGUACAUGAAGCCAAGAAGCCCCCCAGCCACGGCCCCCGCAGUGAGCAGUGUCAGCAGCAGCAGCAGGCCUGCUGCUCUCCAGCCCCUAUGGCAGGGUUUGGUCUUCACCUGAAGGCACAGUACUGGCCGUGGGGCUUCUGGCUUAGAGACUCGGGAGCCAACUUGCUCAGGGAAGGGGCUGAGGAUGGUAUGUGGUGACAUUCCUUUCUCCUUCUAUGGCAUCCCUGAGUUCUUGUCUUUGGGGUGGUAGAGACACUUACCUCAGCAGGCUUGGACCUGAGGCUUUCAGUGUGGAUGCGCCCUUGCUUCAUGCUGCAGCCCUGCUGACAAUGCACUGAUUGUGUGCAGCCCCUUGGAGGAGUCAGCCAGGGAAACCUCAGGAUGCCUUUGAUGAAUCAAACUGUAUCCUCCCCUUCCAACCCCACUGCUUCCUUCCCAGCCAGUAUCUGAUGUCCUGCCUCAGCCAGGACAACCCUCUCCCCCACAUGUAAUUGAUGCUAACUAGUUUGUCUCUGAACUCUUAGCCUGUGCAGAACAUGGGGUCUUGGUGUGUGUUAGAGCUGGCCUUGAAGUCAGAAUUGGCUAGGUCUUCGCCAGGGUGAUUUUGAUCUGGUUGGGCAGACUUUUGUUCUUGGUGUUGCCUCCGGACUCCUGAGCUAGACACAGGAACUAUCAAUAAAUGUGUAUGAACCAUCA